AUGAAAAAAACGACCGAAGAAGACGAAUACUGCCUUAAGUUAUAUGAAGACACAACACGCCGAGACAAUUCAGGAAGAUUUGUCGUGCGUUUGCCGUUAAUUGAAGAAAAAGAUUUGGGAGAUUCAUAUAAAAGAGCCAUGGCGAGGUUUAUAAACUUGGAAAAAAGAUUAGAAAAUAAUGCGGAAUUAAAGUCAGAGUACGAGAAAACAAUGAACGAGCUCAUAUCCAUGGGCCAAAUGGUAAAGGUGGAUCCAAGUAAGAAGGCUUUGUAUUAUAUGCCGCACCAAGCAGUGGUACGUGAAACAAGUCUAACCACAAAAGUUAGAGUGGUAUUUGAUGCUUCAUCGACAACUUCAAAUGGGAAGUCGCUGAAUGACAUACUUCACGUGGGACCAAGGCUUCAAAAAGAUAUAUUUGACAUUGUAACAAAGUGGAGAUCGUGGAAGUUUGUCAUCUCAGCUGAUGUGGAGAAAAUGUUUCGUCAGAUUAAAGUUGAAAAAGAAGACCAGGAAUACCAACAUGUGUUGUGGAGGAGUAAUCCGUCGGAGCCUAUCCAACAAUAUAAACUUACUACGGUAACAUAUGGCACUGCAUCAGCACCAUUUCUGGCUGUAAGAUCGCUCAUAGAAAUUGGAAAUAGGUGCCAGAAUCAAGAAAUCGCUCAGAGGAUCAAAGAAGAUUUCUACAUGGACGACCUUUUAACAGGAGCGAAUACAAAACAAGAAUGCAGGGAGGUGCAGAAGAAGAUAACGCUGCAACUGGAGGAUUAUGGGUUUCAUUUAAGAAAAUGGAUAUCAAACUCUCCUGAAGUAUUGAGUGCGGUGAAAUUGAAUGAAGAAAAUGAAGUGCUGAGAAUAGAAGAAGAUGAAUGCUUGAAAACAUUGGGAUUACAAUGGAAUCCACAGAUCGAUUGCUUUACAUUUAGUAUGCAAAUUAAAAAAGAAGACAAGUUGACAAAACGAAUAGCAUUGUCAAGACUGGCACAAAUAUUCGAUCCAUUAGGUUGGCUGACGCCAGUCACGGUAACAGCAAAACUAUUUAUACAGCAGUUAUGGAUACAACAAAUAGAAUGGGAUGUGCCAUUGGAGGAGAAAUUGAGUGGAGAUUGGCGGCAGUUUACAUACAGUCUGCCUGCUUUAGAAAAUUUAAGGAUUCCAAGAUGGUUUGGAAUAUUGGAAGACAAAACUGCACAGUUACAUGGGUUUGCAGAUGCUUCCGAGAAGGCUUAUGCAGCAGUCGUAUACCUUAAGGUAAAUUCGCAGGUGACCAUAGUGGCUGCAAAAAGUAAGGUAAAUCCAGUAAAAAAUAGGAAGACGCUUCCAAAGCUGGAACUUUGUGCAACACAUCUAUUGGCUAAACUACUACAGAAGAUCAAAGGAGUAUUGAAGUCAGCAACACCAACUUUUGCUUGGAGUGAUUCCAUGAUUUCCUUGGCAUGGAUUCACAACUCCAAAAACAAGGAUAAGUUCAUAAAAACAAGGGUGAUGGAUAUUUUGGAGAGAAUACCCGAAGCGAAAUGGGGCUACGUCAAGUCAAAGGAGAAUCCAGCAGAUAUGGGUUCAAGGGGUGUCCCACCGGAGACUUUGACAAACAAUACAUUGUGGUGGGAAGGCCCCGAAUGGCUGAAAAAAGAUGAACAAGAUUGGCCAAAAAGCAACAUAAAUCAAACAGUAGCAACAACAGUAAAGUUUUCGACUGAAAACCACUUAUAUGAAAGUAUGAUGAAGUAUUCGUCAUUUAAGAAACAGAUACGUGAAAUGGCUUAUCUACUGCGUUUUAUAAAAGGGCUAAAAAAGAAGCGAGCAGUAAAUGAGCAUUUGACGGCAAAAGAGUUGGAAGAAGCAGAGAUGGAGAUAAUAAAACUACAUCAAGAAAGAGAAUGGCCAGUGGAACUAAGGAAAUUGAAGACAUUGGGAACGGUGGAUCAUCAAAGUAAAAUAGCUUCACUACAUCCACAGUUGGAUCGAAAUGGCAUAAUGCGGGUUGGUGGAAGACUUGCUUUGUCAGAGCUGAACUAUAACCAAAAGCAUCCAAUAAUUAUUCAAAAGUCAAGAUUAGCGGGAAAUAUCAUUCGAAAUUGUCAUAUUCAAACGAUGCAUGGAGGAAAUCGACUUAUGGAAAAUAUACUAAGACGAAAAUAUUGGAUUAUUGGAGCUAAAAAUAGGAUAAAACUUUGCAUUAGGUGUUGUCCAAGAUGUACGCGCUUUAGAGGUGAAGUGCGAAAUCAAUUGAUGGGAAAUUUACCAGCUUACCGUGUCAGUAUAAAUCAACCCUUUCAACACUGUGGCAUUGAUUAUGCGGGUCCGCUACAAAUACGGUGCUCCAAAACAAGAGGAGUGAAGGCUAUGAAGGGUUACGUAGCGGUGUUCGUAUGCAUGGUAACUAAGGCGGUUCAUUUGGAAGCUGUCAGCGGACUUACAACGGAAGCAUUUCUGGCGGCGCUAAGGCGAUUUUUCGCGAGAAGAGGAAAAUCAACCGACUUAUAUUCAGACAACGGAACGAACUUCGUAGGGGCAGCAAGGCAGCUUGACAGAGACUUUUUGGAUGCCGUUAAAAACAACACGAAGUUAGCUCCCAUUUUGGAAAAUGAAAAAAUAAGUUGGCAUUUCAUUCCGCCGGCAGCUCCUCACGUUGGAGGAAUUUGGGAAGCAGCAGUGAAGUCCAUGAAAUAUCACCUAAAAAGAAUAAUUGGUGAUACGAAAUUGACUUACGAGGAGUUGAGUACGGUGCUAUCUCAGAUUGAAGCAGUAUUAAAUUCGAGGCCGCUACAUGAACUUGGAAGCGGUACAGAAUAUAUUGACACUUUAACACCUGGACAUUUCUUAAUUGGGCGUCCGAUGUUAGAAUCACCGGCGACUAUCGAUGAAGGUAACUUAGGAUGUCUUAAUAGAUGGAAACUGCUACAACGAAUUAAAAGUCAUUUUUGGAGCAGAUGGAAAGAGGAGUAUCUAACCACAUUACAAAACCGAAUGAAAUGGAAGAAACAAAAUAAUAAUGUGGAAAUAGGCAAUGUGGUGAUAUUGAAAAACGAAGAAACGCACGCGGCGCGAUGGCCACUGGCCAAGGUGGUAGAAGUCCAUCCAGGGAAGGACGGAGUUGUAAGGAUUGUGACAGUUAAAACACAAGACGGCGUGAUAAAGAGGCCAAUUAACAAAUUAUGUCCAUUGGAGCAUAUGGACGAGGAAUCUGAAGAAUUGCCCAGACAGGAAAAACAGGCGGAAAUUACACAUACUAAUAUGACAAGAUGUGAGCGAAAAAUAAGGAAACAACCAAUAACGUGGGCAAUGAUGCUGAACUUAUUUUUACUAAUAUCUACCAAGGCAUCAUCUGUACAUGAACUGAAUAGUUCGGCUGCGGUAUAUUUGGAUCCCAUGUCUCAAAUUCACAUGGUUUCCUCAUCAUGGAAUAUGGUUGUGUACUUUGAGCUGAAACCAUAUUUAGAAACAUUAGACCUGGCUUCCGAAUUGCUGAAAACAUCAAAAAGCUUAUGCCCACGACUUCAAACUUUUGAGGAGCAGUGUUGGUCCACGAUUAACAAUAUGGAACUCAAGAUUAAUAAGAUAAAGACCAACAAUCGAUUAUUCCUCAGAGAAGACAAUCGUCAAAAAAGAGGAGCUCCGUUGAAAUUUGUAGGUUCGUUUCAACACUGGGCAUUUGGGGUAAUGGACGAUGACGAUCGAGUAGCUAUGGAGAGCAAUAUGAAAAAUCUAUUAGCCAACCAAAAGGAUUUGAAGAAGUUAGCAAAACAACAGACAUCUGUAGUCGACGCUACAGUAAAUCUUUUAAGGAAAACCACAGAGGAAGUGAAUUCGCACUUUUCGGAUAUCAAAGGCAAAAUUGAGAACAUAAGUGCUACAAUGAAUGAGAAUUACUUCGUGUAUAGAGAAUCCAUACGAUUCUUUAUAAUAGCAAAACAAAUUCAUGAGCUUUUGGAAGAAUGUGACGAAGUCCAAAAAGAAGUUGUUGAUGCAUUAAUUGAUGUAAACAGCGGUAAGUUUCAUCCCGUCCUGAUAACACCCAAACAAUUACAAGCAGAGAUAGUAAAAAUACGAGAUGCUCUGCCUGAAAAAUAUGUACUGCCAGGAAAGCGUACGGGAAUGGAAUUAAAAGAGAUCUUACAUUUGAUGACGUGCCACGGAUCGUUUGUGGGGUCCCAACUGGUAAUUAAUAUAAAAAUACCGCUGUUCAAUCGGCAGUCAUCCCAGUUUUACAAAGUAAUUCCGAUACCAUUUGAAGAAGGAAAUACGAUAUUGAUAGCCCGGGUGAAUUCCCCGUACAUUGUAUAUAAUUUUGAGCUGGAUUCUUUUCAUUUCUUAACACAGCCUAUGCUGAAUGAGUGCAAAGAGACGUUGGGUAAGGAGAUAAUGUGCGAAGAGAAUUUUCCAUGGAGAGAUGCAACUACAAAUAAUUGUGAAUUAUCUCCUCUGAGACCGCACAUAAAACUAAACUGCGCCUAUGACGAAGUGGAACGAAUGCCUUAUUGGAUGCCAUUGAAACGAAAUGGCAAUUGGCUUUUUAAAACCUUUUCAAGUGCAACAGCUCAUUUGCAAUGCUCUCACAAACAACAGACGAUUAUGGAACUUCCAAAGCAAGGAAUUCUCACGCUGGAUGCAGACUGUACAGCGAGGAUCGGUAAAGAUGUAAGUCCGGACGAAAAAGAAUCAAUCAAACCCCUUGGAAAUAUACUUAUCAAUCAUCAUCAAGAAAUUGACGAGCUAAAGAAAUUCGUGGACAAGUUAAAGAAAGAAAAUGUGGAAUUGCGAGGCUUGAAGUUCCAUCACAUCUCAUCACACGUAGCUUUUAUUUUAGUAAUUAUAGUAAUAAUAAUUCUAAUUAUUUUAUUUAUAAGAAGACAGAAAAAAUUAAAACGCAUAACCGAAAUUCAAUUUCCCCGAGGCCAGGAUGUCUAAAUAAAUUAUUUGCCGCCCGGGAAAAUGUUCAUAAAACUAUGAACAUGAAAGACUGCUGCAAUAAAUUAGAUCGUUAAGUGAUUUAGGCUAUAAAAUGUUUAUGUAUUUUUAACCCAACAUUCUAGAGUACUUGUAAAUGUGUGUGCAUGAAAGAUAAGAGCAUAAGG
This is a messenger RNA of Musca domestica (house fly), 5078 nucleotides long. RefSeq lists its product as uncharacterized. The record is from RefSeq and is a predicted model, not a curated record. Lineage: Eukaryota; Metazoa; Arthropoda; Insecta; Diptera; Muscidae. Bases 1 to 4911 code for a protein of 1636 amino acids. The transcript has 2 exons. Gene Ontology annotation, biological process: DNA integration. Gene Ontology annotation, molecular function: nucleic acid binding.